CGCGCCGCGCCCCCCGAGCGCGUGGUGGCCGUCGUGGGCGCCUCGGCCAGCUCCGUGUCCAUCAUGGUGGCCAACGUCCUGCGCCUGUUCGCGAUACCCCAGAUCAGCUACGCCUCCACCGCCCCAGAGCUCAGCGAUGCCACGCGCUACGACUUCUUCUCCCGAGUGGUGCCGCCUGACUCCUACCAGGCCCAGGCGAUGGUGGACAUUGUGCGGGCGCUGGGAUGGAACUACGUGUCCACGCUGGCCUCCGAGGGCAACUAUGGCGAGAGCGGGGUGGAGGCCUUCGUGCAGAUCUCUCGAGAGGCUGGAGGGGUCUGCAUUGCUCAGUCCAUCAAGAUUCCUAGGGAACCGAAGCCAGGCGAGUUCGACAAAGUGAUCAGGAGGCUCAUGGAGACGCCCAAUGCCCGCGGCAUCAUCAUUUUCGCCAACGAGGAUGACAUCAGGAGGGUCCUAGAGGCGACACGCCGGGCCAACCUGACCGGCCACUUCCUGUGGGUCGGCUCGGACAGCUGGGGCUCUAAGACCUCGCCCAUCCUGAGCCUGGAGGAUGUGGCCGUGGGGGCCAUCACCAUCCUGCCCAAAAGGGCCUCCAUCGAUGGGUUCGACCAGUACUUCAUGACUCGCUCCCUGGAGAACAACCGCAGGAACGUCUGGUUUGCUGAGUUCUGGGAAGAGAACUUUAACUGCAAGCUGACAAGCUCAGGCAGCCAGGCGGAUGAUUCCGCCCGCAAGUGCACAGGCGAGGAACGCAUCGGCCAGGACUCUGCCUACGAGCAGGAGGGGAAGGUGCAGUUCGUGAUCGACGCCGUGUACGCCAUCGCGCACGCGCUGCACAGCAUGCAGCAGGCGCUGUGCCCUGGGCACUCGGGGCUGUGCCCGGCAAUGGAACCCACGGACGGGCGCACCCUGCUGCAGUACAUUCGAGCGGUCCGCUUCAACGGCAGCGCAGGGACCCCGGUGAUGUUCAAUGAGAACGGAGAUGCGCCAGGGCGCUAUGACAUCUUCCAGUACCAGGCGACCAAUGGCAGUGCCCACAGUGGCGGGUACCAGGCUGUGGGCCAGUGGGCAGAGGUCCUCAGGCUGGAUGUGGAAGCCUUGCUGUGGUCGGGUGACCAGCGCGAGGUGCCCGCGUCACAGUGCAGCCUCCCCUGCGGGCCGGGCGAGCGGAAGAAGAUGGUGAAGGGCGUGCCCUGCUGCUGGCACUGCGAGGCCUGCGAUGGCUACCGCUUCCAGGUGGACGAGUUCACCUGUGAGUCCUGUCCUGGGGACAUGCGGCCCACGCCCAACCACACCGGCUGCCGACCCACGCCCGUGGUCCGCCUCACCUGGUCCUCCCCCUGGGCCGCCCUGCCGCUCCUCCUGGCCGUGCUUGGCAUCAUGGCCACCACCACGGUGGCGGGCACCUUCGUGCGACACAACAACACCCCCAUCGUCCGUGCCUCGGGCCGUGAGCUCAGCUACGUGCUGCUCACCGGCGUCUUCCUCAUCUACGCCGUCACCUUCCUCAUGGUGGCGGGGCCUGGGGCGGCCGUCUGUGCGGCCCGCAGGCUCUUCCUUGGCCUGGGCACCACCCUCAGCUACUCUGCCCUGCUCACCAAGACCAACCGCAUCUACCGCAUCUUCGAGCAGGGCAAGCGCUCCGUCACACCCCCGCCCUUCAUCAGCCCCACGUCGCAGCUGGUCAUCACCUUCAGUCUCGCCUCCCUGCAGGUGGUGGGCGUGAUAGCGUGGCUGGCGGCCCAGCCUCCCCACAGCGUGAUUGACUACGAGGAGCAGCGCACGGUGGACCCCGAGCAGGCCAGGGGCGUACUCAAGUGUGACAUGUCGGAUCUGUCCCUCAUCGGCUGCCUGGGCUACAGCCUCCUGCUCAUGGUCACAUGCACUGUGUACGCCAUCAAGGCCCGAGGUGUCCCCGAGACCUUCAACGAGGCCAAGCCCAUCGGCUUCACCAUGUACACCACCUGCAUCAUCUGGCUGGCCUUUGUGCCCAUCUUCUUUGGCACGGCCCAGUCUGCCGAAAAGAUCUACAUCCAGACCACCACGCUGACGGUGUCUCUGAGCCUGAGCGCCUCCGUGUCCCUCGGCAUGCUCUACGUGCCCAAAACCUACGUCAUCCUGUUCCACCCAGAGCAGAAUGUGCAGAAGCGCAAGCGGAGCCUCAAGGCCACCUCCACGGUGGCAGCGCCCCCCAAGGGUGAGGACAAAGAGGACCCAAAGUAGGAGGCGGGAGUGGCCAGGACAGGCUGCUCCCCCCCCCCUUCCUGCCCCUCUGGUCGCGGAGGAGUCCGGCGACAGCAAAAAGGAGGAGCAGGGUCUGCACAGGCCACGCUGGGACGCACGGCCUCGCUUCACCCCCUCUGGACCUCUGGGGUUGGUCAGCUCCACACUGUGCUCCAAGGACCACACAUCCUGCUGGGGGGAAGUGGCCCUGGCCAGAGGCUGCUCUAGAGAAGGCCCAAGGGCAAGGCUCUGCCCUUUGAGAGCCUGCCGCCUGCUUCUGCACACUCGGAUCGGCGGAUGGAAGAGCUGUGGCCGGGUGAGCCUCUGGGCUGGUGGCAGGGAGGUCUCCAUAGGGGAGGGCUGCACCCUGCUGAGGAGCUCAGUUGGCUCAGUGACCCUGCUGCGGGUCACAGGGGCAGCCCUUGGUGAGAGCCCCGUGAGCAGAGGAAGCAGGGCGCUCCUCCACGGUGUCACCACAUCCAGGCAUCGGCUACCACUUCCGAGCAGCGCAGCUCCUCCUGGGGUGUUCUCCCUUAACCUCUCCCAGCCUGCAGACCUCAGAUGCACUUGUGAGAGUGAAGCAGCAGGAGGCACCCACUGCUCUGCGAUGCCUGCAUGUGGUUGUGUUUCGGAGGUCUAGGUUGGGACCAAUGACAGCUUUUUACAUCCACGGUGAAGAUUAAUCCCAAGUGCAUAAUUUAGGAUGGACGUAAAAACUUUCCGGACAUUUUCUUGAACAAUGGAAAAUGCUUGGAGUGUAGAUGCUUAAAUGUUCAUUUUUCAGUCAUCUUUCUAAAAAAAUGUAGAUUUUA
Messenger RNA from Chinchilla lanigera (long-tailed chinchilla), 3035 nucleotides. RefSeq names its product glutamate receptor, metabotropic 6 (gene Grm6). The record is from RefSeq and is a predicted model, not a curated record. NCBI's taxonomy places the organism in Eukaryota, Metazoa, Chordata, Mammalia, Rodentia, Chinchillidae. Gene Ontology annotation, biological process: regulation of synaptic transmission, glutamatergic; G protein-coupled glutamate receptor signaling pathway. Gene Ontology annotation, molecular function: adenylate cyclase inhibiting G protein-coupled glutamate receptor activity. Gene Ontology annotation, cellular component: membrane.